UUAUAUAAUCAUUCUACUUUCACUCACAACACAAACACACUUCAUUUCUUUCUUUGUUUCUUAAUGGUAAUGGUUUCAGAAGGAUUUAAUAGUUCAUUGAUUGUGUUGAGUUAGUUACAUAUUGUUAGUGUUUUUUAUUCUUCUUGAAUUUUGAUGACAAAUAACCCUUUUACUCAUAAGCCCAAAACAAAGAAAAGAAGAACCGGCCAAGGGUAAUCAAAUUCUUAUUCUCAAUUUCUUUUAAAAAAAAAUAGUUUUCUUUGGGUUAAAAUGGAGAUUUUAGUGGGUCCCACUUUCACCAUCGACGUUCCUUCAUCUCCGCCGCCUUCCGAUCAAACCGAAGAACGCCGCCGCCUCUUCAUGAAUGAAGUUGAAGCUCCGACGUCGUUCCGGAUCUCGGGAUCGUCGAAGUUCUUCGGCGGCGGUUCGCCGGAGAGUUCGUCGUCGAUUGGGACUCCCGAUGAGAGUGACAACGAUGAGGAAGUGCAGAGUCAGAUGAAGACAAGAAGUGGAUUGGGUUCGUUGGAUUCUUUGGAAGACUCUCUCCCUAUCAAGAGGGGAUUAUCAAGUCAUUUUGAAGGAAAAUCAAAGUCAUUUACAGAUCUAUCACAGGUAAGCGAUUUAACUGAAUUGCGAAAGCAAGAGAGUCCUUUUAACAAGAGAAGAAGGGUUUUAAUUGCUUCUAAAUUUUCGAGAAAAUCGUCUUUCUAUUCAUGGUCAAACCCUAAAUCCAUGCCUCUUUUGCCUGUGAAUGAGGAUCAUGAUGAUGAUUAUGGUGAUGGUUAUUAUGAUUAUGAAGAAGAGGAAAAGACGAGAAAAGUUUCAUCCUCUUCGUCUUCAUCUUCUUUGGGAGAGGAGAAGAAACAAGAAGAUCAAGUUCAGGUUGGGGAUGGUAGAAUGCAUGAAUCUCAUGCUGCUGAAAUGAGGCUUAGACUUAGAAGCUUUAAGUCAAGGAGUUUUUCUCUUGCAGAUCUACAAGAACAUGAUGAUGAGGAAGAUGAUGAAGAUGAUUAAUUAAUUAAUUAACUUUAACAUAAAGUUUUUUCUUUUAUUCUUUUGUUGUUAAAUGAACUACUACUAAGUUAAUGCAUUGAAUAACUUGAUCUCUA
Molecule: messenger RNA, 1109 nt
Organism: Vicia villosa (hairy vetch)
Lineage: Eukaryota; Viridiplantae; Streptophyta; Magnoliopsida; Fabales; Fabaceae
Product: protein OXIDATIVE STRESS 3 LIKE 4-like
Exons: 2
Coding region: 271-1014 (247 amino acids)
Source: RefSeq, a predicted model, not a curated record